AUGAGAGCUUUUAUAAAAUAUUCAUACUUUAAUUAACCAAAAUAAACUAAACAACCAAAAAAGCCAGAUCCUUAAAAGAUAAGAAAAGGUUUGGAAAAAUUGAAUAAUUAUUAUUUGAGAAAUCUUGCAAGUGCUUAUUAACCUUUGAUGAUAAAUAUGAUUGAAUAAAUGAAAAGAGAAUUUUAGAUCCUCGAGCAGUUUAGCGAUAAAGUAAAUAAAAGGAAUUUAAAGGAAAUAUUUUUAGCUUGGAGAAUUCAAAGUUAACAGCCUCAACCAUAUAAAUUACAAUUACCAUACAGUCCACCCAAAAAGGAUUUAAGUCGUAAAAGUGCAGGCAAAAAGUCAGUCUAAUCCAAAACUCCCAGAAAUGAAAUCAAAUUUUAUACGCCAGGCAGGGAAUCUUCAAAAAGUGUAAUUUCAACCAUUACAAAAGAAGAUGACCAGCAAUCAAAUAAAAUAGCGGAUCUCUUUAGGUUGAGAAAAUAUUGGAACAAAUUCAAACUAUUUUCUAAUUUUCAAAAGCAUUUGGCAUUCAAAUCUAAACAUUUUAGAAACUUUUGCAUAAUUAGAAAAUAUUUUUAUAAGUUUUAAACUCUUGUAUAUCUAAAGAAAUUGAGACUUGAAGAGUAUUAGAAAUCCAAAAAUUUUUAUACCUUAAGAAUAUCCUUCUCUAAAUGGUAUGAAUUUGGUCAAAAGAAAAAGCGACACCAAUUCAUUUUGGCCAAAUAAAGUUAAAAAUAGAAUUUAUUACUUAUGAAGAAAGGAUUAAAAGGUUUGCACUUGAACUGCUAACAAAAAUAAUAAUUAUAAUCAACAUAAUUAUCCCAUAAUUCAUAAAUUUAAUAAUAAUAACAGAAGAAAAUUAAACUUAUUCCUAAGAAAAAUUGA
Molecule: messenger RNA, 888 nt
Organism: Paramecium tetraurelia
Lineage: Eukaryota; Ciliophora; Oligohymenophorea; Peniculida; Parameciidae
Exons: 3
Source: RefSeq, a predicted model, not a curated record